AGGGUAAUGGAUCGACAGUUUGACAACAACACUACUUGAAUUUCUUCAAUUCAUUCGCCUAAGAAAGCAAGCGCCACAUGGAAUAUUAUGAGCUGAUGGGGUAUGUUUUACUUUUAUUCAUAUGCAUUCAAUGGGUUAAACAUUGUCACCGCAUACGCUUGGAUGAGCUCCGGUGGCUACCACCAGGACCAACACCAUGGCCAAUAGUCGGAAACAUAUUCCAACUGGGCUUUGUAAAGAUACCCCACGAGUCGUUUGUCCAACUGGCUCAUAUUCAUGGCCCCAACAUCAUGACCCUUUGGCUAGGCUCUAUGUGUACGGUGGUCAUCUCCUCAAAUGAGGCUGCUCGUGAGAUGUUCAAGAACCAUGAUGUGGUGCUCGCUGGUCGAAAGGUCUAUGAGUGCAUGAAAGGAGAAUUUGGAGACGAAAUAGGUUCCAUGAUAACUGCACAAUAUGGGCCAAAUUGGCGACUAUUGAGAAGGCUUAGUACCACUGAGUUUUUCUUGAACAACCGCCUAGACGCCACAAGUGGCAUCCGUAGUAGAUGUAUCAAUAAAAUGGUGAAGUCUAUAUACGAUGUUAGUGGUAAUGAUGGCACUAGCAUUGAUGUUGGUAGGUAUUUUUUUUUGAUGGCAUUUAAUUUGAUUGGGAAUUUAAUGUUCUCGAAGGAUCUUUUGGAUUUAAAUUCAAAGAGAGGGGCAAAGUUCUUUUACCAUGCAGGGAAAGUAAUGGAAUACGGUGGAAAACCUAACAUGGCCGAUUUUAUUCCAUGUUUAAAGUGGCUUGAUCCACAAGGCAUCAGGAAAAACAUGCAAUAUCAUGUACGUGAAGCGUUUCGUAUAGCUGGAGGAUUCAUCAAAGAACGAAUGGACGAGCAAGAAGAGAGUGCUGAUAAAAGAAGAAAUGAUUACUUGGAUGUGCUCUUGGAGUAUCGUGGUGAUGGUGUUGAAGGACCCUCUAUGUUCUCUUCUACAACCAUCAAUAUAGUCGUGUUUGAAAUGUUCACUGCAGGAACUGACACGACAACAAGCACAUUAGAAUGGGCAAUGGCCGAACUCCUCCACAAUCCUGUCAUUUACCAAAAGCUAAGAACUGAAUUGAGAAGCACCAUUCCCCUAAAUGAAAAUCUUGAAGAAAAGCACAUCGAUAAUAUGCCUUACCUCAAAGCUGUGAUUAAGGAGACAUUAAGGCUUCACCCCACCCCUCCCAUUCUUAGUCCCGCACAUGGCCAUGCAAUCAUGCCAGAUGCUAGGUUCAAGCCAGAAAGAUUCUUGGAUCAUGACAAGUUUGUGGACUACAAGGGACAACAUUUUAAAUUCAUACCAUUUGGUUCAGGUCGAAGGAUGUGUCCCGCCGUACCGCUUGCCUCAAGGGUCCUCCCAAUGGCUUUGGGUUCCAUUUUGCAUAAGUUUGAUUGGAUUUUGGGUGAUGGGAUUAAGGCGCAUGAGAUGGACAUGAGCGAAAGAAUGGGGAUAACUCUUAGGAAAUCUAUUCCCUUAAAGGCAAUACCCAUACCAUGCAAUGGAUUUAUAUGA
This is a messenger RNA of Lactuca virosa, 1535 nucleotides long. NCBI's taxonomy places the organism in Eukaryota, Viridiplantae, Streptophyta, Magnoliopsida, Asterales, Asteraceae. The record is from the annotation of a GenBank genome assembly.